AUGGCAUCUCAUUUGGCUAACAUAUUUGGAACAGAGCAGGACCGCGUAAACUGCUCUUUCUAUUACAAAAUCGGCGCCUGCCGACACGGAGACAGGUGUUCCCGCAAGCAUAUCAAGCCUCCGUUUUCCCAGACCAUUCUCCUUCCAAAUGUGUAUCACAACCCAGCCCAUGACCCCGUCUGCAAACUCACUGAAAAGGAACUGCAAGAAGGCUUCGAUGCUGUUUACGAGGACCUGUAUUGCGAAUUGACCAAGUUUGGCCACCUCCUGGAGCUUCAUGUCUGCGACAACGUGGGUGACCAUCUCAUUGGUAACGUGUAUGCCCGAUACGAGUGGGAGACGGAGGCGCAAGCUGCGGUGGAUAAUUUAAACGAGCGCUGGUAUGCGGGCCGACCACUCUAUGCUGAGCUGUCACCGGUGACCGACUUCCGUGAGGCAUGCUGUCGCCAAAACGAAAAUGGCGAAUGCAAUCGUGGUGGAUUCUGUAACUUCAUGCAUUUGCGUCUAGCUUCAAAAGAGUUGGUUAGAUCCCUUCGUCAUGGCCAGCGGCUCGAACGCCGGAUAAACCCGCCAAAAACGACUGGUGGUGCUGGGGGCUGGGAACCAACGAAGCGUCGGAGUGCAAGUCCUCCUUCUCGCAGGGGCCACAACGGCGAAGAUCGCUGGACACGCAAGUAA
This is a messenger RNA of Mycena indigotica, 678 nucleotides long. Its product is annotated as Splicing factor U2AF subunit. The transcript is spliced from 5 exons. The record is from RefSeq and is a predicted model, not a curated record. Lineage: Eukaryota; Fungi; Basidiomycota; Agaricomycetes; Agaricales; Mycenaceae. Gene Ontology annotation, biological process: mRNA splicing, via spliceosome. Gene Ontology annotation, cellular component: U2AF complex; spliceosomal complex. The coding region runs from base 1 to 678 and encodes 225 amino acids. Gene Ontology annotation, molecular function: pre-mRNA 3'-splice site binding; metal ion binding.